Molecule: messenger RNA, 403 nt
Organism: Paramecium sonneborni
Lineage: Eukaryota; Ciliophora; Oligohymenophorea; Peniculida; Parameciidae
Source: the annotation of a GenBank genome assembly
AUGAAAAAAGAGGAGAGGAAAAUAAAUGAUUUUACUUAACCAAAAAGUGCAUUAAAAAAGGAAAUAAAAAAAGGAAAUUAGAGUAUUUAAGAUCAAAAUAACUUAAGUUAAAAGGUAUGAUAGAAAAGGUUAAGAAAUUAAAUAAGGUUCAAAAUAUGAGAUAACAAUCAAUGAUAAAGCCUAAUUAUUCACUCUUGAUAGUGAAUAAAAUCAAAUUGUUAAUCUAGAUUUAUUGAAUUCUUCGAAAUAAGAGAAUAAAGAAAGCUAUUCCAAAACUAGCUUUAUGACUUCGAAAAGUUUAGAACUAAAUUCAAAAGAAGAAGCGUUUUUAAAGAUGCUGAGUUAUAAUUUUGAAAAAAAUAAGAGGAAAGGAAAAAGAAAAGAAUGCUGUAUUAUUUGGUGA